AUGGAGAGAGGUGAGAGACAAGUGGUUGAUGCAACAACACCUGAGAUAUUCCGCUCUUCACUUCAUUCAUCGUCAUCAUCCCCAUCAAUCACUGUUACAAUCAGCUCAAACGAAACAAUCAAGGAAUCUCUAACUUCAAAUCAGACUAGACUUCCCCCUUCAUCGCUACAUCUUUAUCUCAGAAGUUUUUGCAACAAAACCAUCGAAAACCCAGAUGCAUUCAAUCACCAAAUCAUCACUGACGCGGAGAAGCUCUGCAAAAUCAUCUCAACUCAUCGUGAUACUUCACGACUAGAGUCUUUGUUGAACUCCACUCAAAUUGAACUCUCUCCCGCUCUUGUUGUCGAGGUUCUGAAAAAACUGAGUAAUGCCGGAGUUUUCGCACUUUUUUUCUUCAGAUGGGCAGAGAAACAAAACGGGUUCAAACAUACUUCAGAUAGCUACGACGCCUUAAUCGAAGCUCUAGGAAAGAUCAAACAGUUCAAGGUUAUAUGGAGCUUGGUUAAUGACAUGAAAAUUAAAGGGGUACUGGGCAAAUCAACAUUUGCUUUGAUUUCGAGGAGGUACGCCAGAGCAAAGAAAGUGAAAGAAUCCAUAGAGGCAUUCGAGAGGAUGGAGAAGUUCGGAUUGAAGCCUGAACUCCAUGAUUACAACAGGUUUCUCGAUACUCUAUGCAAGUCAAGACAAGUUGAGAGUGCACAGCAAGUGUUUGAUAAAAUGAAAAAGACAAAAUUCAAACCAGAUAUAAAGUCGUACACCAUUCUCUUAGAAGGUUGGGGUCAAGACAUGAAUCUACUGAAACUAGAUGAAGUUUACAGAGAAAUGAAAGGCGAUGGAUUCGAACCAGAUGCUGUUGCUUAUGGAAUCAUCAUAAACGCUUAUUGCAAAGCAAAAAAGUAUGAUCAAGCAAUCAACAAGUUUGAUGAGAUGAAAUCAAAGAAUAUAAAUCCAACCCCACAUAUAUAUUGCACUUUAAUCAACGGGUUAGGCUCCGAAAAGAGAUUAAACGAAUCUUUAAUGUUCUUCGAGCUAUCAAAGUCUUGUGGGCACUUACCAGAAGCUCCAACUUACAAUGCAAUGGUGGGGUCUUACUGUUGGUCAAUGCAAAUGGAUGAUGCUUUCAUGGUGAUUGAAGAUAUGAGGAGAUAUGGUAUUGGGCCAAAUUCGCGUACUUUUGACAUAAUUCUUCAUCAUCUUGUGAAAGAUCGAAGAACGAAAGAGGCUUAUAGUGUUUUCAAACGGAUGAAAGAUGAGUUUGGAUGUGAGCCAAGUGUGAGUACUUAUGAGAUCAUGGUGAGGAUGUUUUGUAAUGAAGGUAGGGUUGAUAUGGCGAUAGGUGUUUGGGAAGAGAUGAAGGAUGAAGGAGUUUUACCAGGUAUGCAUAUGUUUUCUACUUUGAUUGACAGUUUGUGUCGAGAGAAAAAGUUGCAGGAUUGUUGUAAGUAUUUGGAAGAGAUGAUGGAUAUGGGGAUAAGGCCACCUGGACUGAUGUUUAAUAGAUUGAAAAAAGCUCUUGUUGAUGAAGGGAAGGAGGAUGUUGUGAUGAUGUUGACUCGUAGGCUUGAGAAAUUGAGAACACUUUUGGUGGUUAGUUGA
Messenger RNA from Lactuca saligna, 1596 nucleotides. Lineage: Eukaryota; Viridiplantae; Streptophyta; Magnoliopsida; Asterales; Asteraceae. The record is from the annotation of a GenBank genome assembly.